This is a messenger RNA of Mauremys reevesii (Reeves's turtle), 1302 nucleotides long. Its product is annotated as galectin-9-like. The record is from RefSeq and is a predicted model, not a curated record. Gene Ontology annotation, molecular function: galactoside binding; carbohydrate binding. NCBI's taxonomy places the organism in Eukaryota, Metazoa, Chordata, Testudines, Geoemydidae. Gene Ontology annotation, cellular component: cytosol; nucleus. The transcript has 9 exons. Gene Ontology annotation, biological process: negative regulation of type II interferon production; positive regulation of gene expression; negative regulation of CD4-positive, alpha-beta T cell proliferation. The coding region runs from base 67 to 972 and encodes 301 amino acids.
UAGUUCCGCUAGCUUGGGGGAUAAAGGCUUUGCCUAUCGGGGUUCGCUUCUGCUCCAGUCGCUACCAUGGCUUGCAGCAGGCAGCUGGCGCCCUAUUUCAAGCCGUCUCUCCCAUUUACUGGCCCUAUUCCUGGCGGUCUUCGUGAUGGAUUUAUGGUUAUCAUCAGUGGAACUGUUCUUCCUGCAUGUGACAGGUUCCAGAUAGACUUUCAGUGUGGAUCCUGCCCAUAUCCUCAAGAUGAUAUUAUUUUUCAUUUUAACCCACGAUUUGAAGAGGGUGGAUAUGUGGUUUGCAAUACUUUUGAAAGACAGAAUUGGGGAAGAGAGGAGAGGAACUAUGCAAUGCCUUUUUUUAAAAGUCACCCCUUUGAGAUUCGGGUUUUGGUAAAAUGCGACUCAUUCCAGGUUGCUGUAAAUGGAAAUCCCUUCGUGCAGUACAAUCACCGGAUUCCAUUUACCAGAGGGAACUACAUUAGUGUGUCUGGGGGUGUGGAUGUGGCAAUCAUCAGCUUCCAAGAUAAUGUUUCCCUGGGUACUUGGUGUCCUAGAGCAGCUGGGAUCCUGCAGACUUAUCCUGUGCCAUACCACACUUCGAUUUUUGGAGGACUUUAUCCAUCAAGAUCUCUCACAAUAACAGGGACCAUUCCUCUUCAUGCUGACCGAUUCCAUGUCAAUCUGAAAUGGGGCGAACACGUUGCCUUCCAUCUAAACCCAAGAUUCUCUGAGAAGACCAUUGUCCGCAACAGUCAGCUGCACCAGUCCUGGGGACCAGAGGAACGUGGCUUGCCAGGUGGCAUGCCUCUCCUCCCUGGGCAGAGCUUCACAAUCUGGAUUUUAUGCGAAGCUCACUGCUUUACGGUGAGUGUGAAUGGACAACACCAGUUUCAAUACAACCAUCGAGUUCCUAACCUGCAGCAGAUAGACAGGCUUGAAGUAGAGGGUGAUGUUACGCUGACCUGUGUUCAGGUUUAAAAUUUAAAUCCUACAUACAAUUUAUAUAACAGCAUCAGCUUCUGUGUACGCCUCCUAAAAUUAGCAGUUUACUAAGGAAUUUGCUACUGAAACUUAAUCAAGAAUCAAAUUCUUUUUUUAUAACCACUUCAACCUAACUAGCAAUCCUGCUAUUUCUACAAUACCAACCCACGCUUUUUGCAUGAGCUUUUUAUAUGCUAGAACUUUCCUUCUGUUCAGAUCAUAUUGUUCAUUUUAUAAGCCUUUUUACUAUGAUGAUACCUUACUUUUGUAAGUGAAUGAUCAGGGAUCUGUGCAUUGAAGUUAACAUUAAAACAUUUGGAGAAAGUG